Messenger RNA from Acanthopagrus latus (yellowfin seabream), 2082 nucleotides. RefSeq names its product SH3-domain GRB2-like 3b (gene sh3gl3b). The record is from RefSeq and is a predicted model, not a curated record. Gene Ontology annotation, molecular function: protein binding. Gene Ontology annotation, cellular component: cytoplasm; presynapse; glutamatergic synapse. Gene Ontology annotation, biological process: synaptic vesicle uncoating. NCBI's taxonomy places the organism in Eukaryota, Metazoa, Chordata, Actinopteri, Spariformes, Sparidae. The coding region runs from base 224 to 1492 and encodes 422 amino acids. The transcript has 11 exons.
CUAACUGUGAAAGAAACGUCUGUAAAAUGUCGGAUUCUUCUCUGGAGCGUCACACCGCCCGAGACUCGUCUGACUGUCAGAAUUUGAACCGUUAUGUGCAGUUACACUAGUAAAGUCUAGAAGAGCCGCGAGAUUAAAUUAGUUUAUCCUCAUUCAAGUUAGCCGCGCGCUAAACCGGAUGUUAGCUAGCGCGGUCGGCGAAAGUCUCUAGUGCGCAUGCUCAAUGUUCAGCAGUGUUGGCACAUUCAGACUGGAGGAGCGGCCGGAGGGGGCGGAGCGGCUCGCUGCAGCAGGCUCUGCGGGGGACGGAGCCGCUCAGACGGGAUGGAGCCUGUCGGUACCGAGCAGCUCCUCUGAUCUGCGGCCGGUGAACAUGUCUGUCUCCGGGAUGAAGAAGCAGCUCCACAAAGCCAGUCAGCUGCUGAACGAGAGGCUGAUGGGAGCUGAAGGGACGAGAAUGGACGAGGACUUCUUGAAGAUGGAGAAGGGUGUUGCAGUGAUCCACGCUCUGCUGGUCGAGCUGCUGUCCAAAACGACAGAGUUCCUCCAACCAAAUCCAGCAGACAGAGCGAAACUGAGCAUGCUCAACACGAUGUCCAGGAUUCGAGGACAGGGCCGGUCGGUGGGUUACCCGCAGACGGAGGGCAUGCUGGGAGACUGCAUGUCGCACUACGGCCAGGAGCUCGGAGCUGCUUCUGAAUUUGGCGGCGCUCUGUCUGUUGUGGGUGAGACGCUGCAGCAGGUCGCUCAGGCCAGGGACACUCUGGAUGUCAACGUCAAACACUCCUUCAUCGACCCCCUGCAGGACCUCCACAACACAGAGCUGAAGGACAUCCGGUACCAGCUGAAGAAGCUGAACGGUCGUCGUCUGGACUUCGACUACAAGAGGAGACGAAGGGGGAAAGUCCCGGCAGAGGAGCUCCGACAAGCCUGGGACAAGUUCAUCACAUCCAAAGAGCUGGCAGAGAGGAGCAUGUUCAUCCUGCUGCAGAAUGACGUUGAUCAGCUGACCCGUCUGAAGGCGCUGGUCGCUGCGCUGCUCGACUUUCAUCGCAACGCCCAGCGCAUCCUGCUGGGUCUCCAUGGCAACCUGCAGGCAAGGCUGACGGCUGCCAGCAACAAACCAGAGCGCCGGUUCAGACCCAGGAAGAUCAGGAUCCGAAGUGAACACAACAGCAGCACCGGGUUUUACCACCAGCCGUCAAUCACAGCUGCAGCGUCCUCAGGAGAACCCGUCACAGUGUUGCCAUCCCGACCCGGCAGUCCGAUCUCCUGCUACGCUGAUAGUAAGCUGGUCCAGGAUCAGCCCUGUUGCCGGGCGAUGUACUCCUUCCACCCGAAUCGCGAGGGUGAGCUAGAUUUCAACGAGGGUGACAUCAUCGUCCUCACCAAUCACGUCGACGCCAACUGGUACGAGGGCACGCUCGGCAGCCAAUCAGGUCUGUUCCCCGUCAGCUACGUGGACGUGCUGGUGCCUCUGCCGUUACCAUGACAACAUGUCAAGCAUGAAGCUGGAAAUCAGGUCAGAGUGAUUUCUGCUCAGGAGUCGAUGAUAUGCAACCUUUAGCUUAUAUUUUGCACUUUUCAGGAGUGAAUCAGCAGGCGACGCGUCUGUUCUACAGGAAAGGAAGGCCAUAGUUUGUACUGUCGAGCACUUUAGGUUCUGAUCUCAUGUUACACUUUAAUACACCAGCUGCUGAAGAGAGGCUCAGUCAGUAAAUACAACAGUGUUAGACUAAUGUGUUUCCCUUUAAGACUUUUAGAUUCAUUUCCUGCACAAAACUGCGUUCUGCCUUUUACAUCACUGCACAUUUCCACCAGAGUCCUCAAGAACUCAACACACUUAAGACUGUUAAAUAGAGCCCAGUAUAGUACAUUUACCAGGAUGUACAGUUUUAUGAUAUAUAAAAAUAAACUAUAAAAUAGGUUUGAUUUAGCUCUUAGGUGAACGGUGUGGUGUUUGUUCACUUUCUGCAUGUACUGAAAGUAAAGUUAUUGUAACUUGUCGGCACUUUAUCUGAAGCUUUAAGAGACUCGGGUCAGGAGGCUUCUGACCUGAAACAUUAAAAAGGUUGAUGGUGA